AUGAUUGAUAAAGAUUUUAUGUUAGAUUUAGAAGAUGAAAAGGAGUAGUAAAUAGUAGAAGCAAAAAAGUAAGUAGAGGAUGAUCCUUCUUGUUCAUUACUAAAAGAUAGCAAAUUUCUUUAGCAUUAUCAAAGGGUUUUAGAAGUAUCUGAUUAUCAAAUUUAAGAUGAAACAUAUUAAGAUCAAAUGAAUAAAGUAAAAUAAUAGAUUAGGAGUAUAGAUUAUGAAUAAAAUAAGGAUUUAUUAUUUAUAAAAAAUUAAAGGAUGUUUACCGUAAGAAAUUUCCUGAAUUACUAAAAAUAAUAAUAAAUUAAUAGAGUAUGUUAAGAUAGUUUAAUUAAUUCGAAAUGCUAUAGACUCUAUAGAUCUCUAGACAAUAGAUUUUACACAACUUUUGACUGGGUAGCAGUGAAUUUAGCAGCAAAGUAAUCAUUAAUAGAAUAGCUUUCUGAGUAAGAUAUAUUAUUGGAAGAUUAAUUGUAUAAUAAAAUAGAAACUUUAGAUAGUUACAAUUAGAAAAGUAAAUAAAAAAUGAAAUGAUUAGUAAUAAUCUAUAUUGAAUCAAGAAUGAAAUAUAUAGCUCCAAAUGUAUCAGCUUUAAUUGGAAUAAUGAAUAGAAAAUAAUGAUAAUUUUGACACAGUUGGCUUCAAAAUUAAUGGCAGCAGCAGGAAUAGAAAAACUUGCAAAUAUGCCAGCAGGUAAUAUUUAGAUUAUUGGAAGUGUAAAGAAAAAUAUGUUAGGAAUGAGUAGAGCAAUGCAUAAUAGAAAUACUGGAUAUUUUAGAACUUUAGAGAUUGUUUAAAAAGC
Messenger RNA from Paramecium sonneborni, 808 nucleotides. The record is from the annotation of a GenBank genome assembly. Lineage: Eukaryota; Ciliophora; Oligohymenophorea; Peniculida; Parameciidae.